AUGACUAUCAGCUUCAAUGUUUCACUGAUAUUUCUCUUACAAAUAAUCGUCUGUUCUACUUUUAUCCAUGCUGCCCGUCAUCGUCGCCAAAUCGUUGAUGGUACAAAUCGUAUUGCAAAUGUUCCCGCGUCACCGCCGUCGCAGAACUCUCAAGGACCUGUACAAUUUAAUAACAUUCCGUACAAUCCGCCGAAUAAUCCGAACACUGUCUUAACAAACCAACAAAUCAGUCAAGGACAAAUUAUUCCUCAAACGCAACAGCAGCAAACCGAAGUGAUUCGUGGUCGUGGAUUCUAUAGUAGUCCCGGAUUUCAACCUCCGACAUUCACAGGUGCCAAACCAGCAGGAUGGUUUGGGACUAGUUAUGUCAAUUGGGUAUCAAAUCAAAAUGGUGAAUUGGAUAAGAAUAAACUAGCGGCAGAAAAACAAGCGGCACCUAACAAAGCUGUAGCUAAUACUGCUCAAAUACGGCACGAUGGCGGACAGCAAUUUCUCGCUAAAAUAGCCAGACAAUACGCUAGUAAAGGUGAAAAGGCUUUCAAUUUUGCUCUAAAUGAAAAUCGCGAAGGACGUGGCUCAGUUUGUUACAAUCAUGACAAUUUCGAUGGAUAUGUAUACGGUCGAUUUCCAUGUCCAUUACCAGCAAGUACAGGCAUGAAUCAACUUGAUCAAUUCUGCUGUGGUUUGGCCAAUUAUCAAUAUUGUUGUAAUGCUCAAGAAUUCAGUCAAUAUCAACGCGGGGCGUUCAGUGAUAAUCACUAUAUGAAUGAUCAACGUUUUCCACGUCGAUCUGUUUAUUCGUCAACAACGAAACGAAUACUUGCUAUUAUUAUACCUAUUGCCAGUUUUGUUGUUCUCACAGGUAUCGUCAUUCUCGUCGUUCUGUAUUAUAAGAAAUUUCGAAAAGAACAAACUCGAACAAGAAAACCGUCUGGAGCCAUUCGAUUAGAAGAUAACUAUUCAAUUGUUCCACAAGAUCCACCGGUGGACAAAUUUUCGUUAGCUAGUCUUUAUACAUUUACCACUCUUGAACAGUGUUCGUUUCUCCUUUAUAUAUUUCUAUUUGGUCCUUUUUUUGAUUAA
This is a messenger RNA of Adineta ricciae, 1083 nucleotides long. The record is from the annotation of a GenBank genome assembly. NCBI's taxonomy places the organism in Eukaryota, Metazoa, Rotifera, Eurotatoria, Adinetida, Adinetidae.